AUGGAGCAUCUCCUGUGUAUGAGGUUUAUUACAUUGCGAAACUAUUUACCCGAUGACUCAAGCAGCUCUGAAAUUAAAGAUAUUCAUAAUCUAGGGAAUGCUAAGAAUUAUUGUCCUAUUGGAGAUUCAGAAAAUAAAUGUGAAACUGAGACCGAUAAAAUAAAUGCUGGAUUUCUAUGGUUAUUUGAGCAAUAUAUUGUUAAUAGGAUUAGUGAUUUAAGUGACGAAAAGUAUAAAGUGUUUAUUAUAUACAUUAUGAUAUGGUUAAAUUUUAAAUUAAAUCAAAAACCAGAUUCAGAAAUCAACACAUUCCAAGAUUUUUAUACUAAACAUAUAGAAAAUAAUACGCAUUAUAAUAAUUGUAAAAAAAAUAAUAAUGAUUGUAGUAAUACAUUAAAAGAAAAAACGGGAUAUAAUAAUUUUAAGGAAAUCAUAGAUAACAAAAAGGAUUUUUUGAAUAUUAAUUUUGAAGAUAUAUCUAAAUUUUAUGAUGCAUUUAAAUUAUUAUGUAAAAUAUAUACUGAAUUUGAUGAAAACGAUCCAAAAUGCACGGAAUAUUUACAAAUAGCUAAUCAAUUUGCUGAAAAAUAUGAAGAACUUAACAAAUGUCAUAACAUUACUGAAGAUAGUCCCUAUUAUCAAGUAUUGUCUACAUUAUCAAAUGAUUAUAAUAAUUUUAAAAAGAAAUGUGAUAGUUUUCAAUCUAGCAAUUUUCCACUCCUUUCACCAAUAGAAAAAAAAAAAGCUUCUAUACCUAAUUCUGAACAAACUUCUUUACAAAAUUAUGGAGUUACAUCAUCAAGUUCGUCGUCAACAAGCAAAUUAAUUCCAGUUUUAUUGAUAUUUGGUGCAAUACCAAUUUUGUUGGGAAUUGCUUAUAAGUAUUCGUUAUUUGGAUUUCGGAAACGAUCUCAAAAACAACAUAUAAGAGAACAGCUAAAAAAAUGA
Plasmodium yoelii is the source of this 948-nucleotide messenger RNA. Its product is annotated as PIR protein. The transcript has 3 exons. The record is from RefSeq and is a predicted model, not a curated record. Lineage: Eukaryota; Apicomplexa; Aconoidasida; Haemosporida; Plasmodiidae. The coding region runs from base 1 to 948 and encodes 315 amino acids.